AUGUCAAUGUAUAAGAGAGAAAAUUCUGAUAAUAGUAAUGAGAAAAAUAACGAUGAAAAUGAUAACAUUCCAAGGAAGAAGAUGAUGGAUCUUGGUUAUGCUAUGGCAAUACAUACUAGUCAAGGAAUGACUCUCAAGGCUCCACAAUGUGUUUGGGUCAUUGAUGAACAUUUGGCUUGGGAUGAUUUAAUAUAUCUUGCAAUUGAUUGUGUAAAAUAUUUAAAUCACCCUAUUCAGAUUGAAGAUCCACCAUUACUAUUACUUCUGAGGUUAAAGAAAAACUUGAUAAUGAAAGAAAAAAGAAAAUUGAAAUGUAUAAAUAAUUCCCAAACAAUAACACCAACCUAUCAGACAAAAGAACUUGGCAAAGAUUAUGUUACAGAUUCAGAUAGUAACAGUGAUUUUAGUGAAUCAGAAUUUGAACAUGAAAUUGAAGAUACGCAAAAAAAGGACAAUGAGAAUAGUGAUUAA
Entrophospora sp. SA101 is the source of this 471-nucleotide messenger RNA. The record is from the annotation of a GenBank genome assembly. NCBI's taxonomy places the organism in Eukaryota, Fungi, Glomeromycota, Glomeromycetes, Entrophosporales, Entrophosporaceae.